This is a messenger RNA of Symbiodinium sp. CCMP2456, 1527 nucleotides long. The record is from the annotation of a GenBank genome assembly. Lineage: Eukaryota; Dinophyceae; Suessiales; Symbiodiniaceae.
AUGGCACUCGCAGGGCUAGAUGAAGAGCUUACACGAAAGAUUCGUUCCGCCCGGCCUAAACCUGCGCCGAGUGCUCGGCGGGGGGAAGCCUACCUUGAAGGCCGUGGAAGCGGAGAAACUCACGAGCUGCGAGAUGCAGCUGCUGCGGACGCUCUGCUGGUCGCUCGCGUGACGAGCCUGGCCCCGCUCUUGCAUGCCACUCGCGUGGCUGGAAAGUCGAUUCAGGCUGCUGCAGCGGGCCUGCUGCGGAGUACGAGGAGCAUCGCGGCAGAUGCGACCUUCCAGAAGCAACUCGAGGACAAAGAUCCUCCGGCAGCUUCUGGGACCAAGGCCAUGAUCGACGCAUUCCAGGGCAUCGGACAGGCUUUGGCUGACUUGGCCGCCAAUCUUUCAAACCAAGUCCUGGCUCCGCUGGAAGCACUCUCCAACAGCCUGAAGGAGGAGUGCGUGGAGGAGAGGCUGAGGCUUUUGGAGCUUGAUCAGCAGGACCUGGCCUGCUCGCGAGCGGUUGCAGAGACCCUGAAGCAGAAGGAGCGGACAUCCGCUGAGCUGCAGACCAUCGCACGACAGGAGAACAGCCGAAGCUGGUUCCGGCGGCCUCAGGCUCGUUUGGAGGAGAUGGCAGCUAUGGAGACUGCAGUGGUGGAAGAGCUCGCCAGUAAGAUGGACCAACAAGCAGCCUUGAAGCGAAGCAAGGACCAAUGCAUGGAACAGUUCCGGCGCUCUCUGAAGCAGUUGGAUGACAGAUGUGCAUCUCAUCUUCAUGUUGUGGCUGACGACUUCAGCCGUUCAUUGCUUGGCGCCACGGAGAAGAUUGGACAGGUCGCAGGAGCUGUAGCUGGGAUGCGUGACAGCCCCAAGAGAGAGAGCGACACCCUGAAACCGCCGAAGACCCUCCUGGCAACACUGACUACGGUGGGUGAGCCAGGAUCUCCUCCAGCCCGUGUGGCCACUGGAAUGCAGCAGCCAGCGCUGCAACCACGAGAUGACAGGACAGACAGCGAGCUCUGCGAACUCGAUUCUCAAGCCCAAGCUCCUCAAAUUGAGUUUGCUGGCACACCAAGCUCGCGUACAGGCCACACACGAGAAUCCAGCACAGGAAGCCAGGUUCGUGAAGGCAUCGCCGCAAAGGACAACCUGCCUGAAUUUGCAACUGCUGCAUUUGAAGCCUCUGUUGAAUAUGCUUCGCCUUCGCCCAAAGAUACACUGAAAGCACUACCUGUGGAAGCCGAACAUCCCGACAGUGAGUCCGACUCGCACCCUUGGAGCCUUGAGCUUCAUUUCGAUGAGCAUGUAAAGAAACUUGGCUUUGAGAUCGUGUGGGAGGCUGAGCGCCCCUGUGUGGGAAGCGUCGUUCCAGGCGGCGAGGCAGAGAGAGCUGGCUUGGUGCCAGGCGCGGUAAUCAUGGACAUGAAUGGUAUUUCCACAUUGGGGAAGUCACGCGACGAGCUGAUGCCCUUGUUGAAGAUUCGGCCUUUGCAACUAAACGCGCACAUCCCCGGAGGGCAGUUGGUGGACAGCCAUUAG